AGAUACUUGGCUCUCAGCGCGUUGCCCCCCUUGUGAAGAACAUUCGAAGCUGUGCUACGAGCGAUGCUGCGCUUGGCAGUCUUGCUCCUGUGCGGGCUUAAAGGGUUUGGCUCCGAGCUGUGCCUUGAGGAUGGUGUGCCGGAAAGUCAGCGAAAGUAUAUCCAGGAUGGUGCAGGCAUCGACAUUCCAAUCGGAAUCUUUGAGAGCAAUUGGGCUUCUUCUUGGCUGCUCAACAAGUUGACCGAAAUGUUGGUUCAAGAAGUGAUGGGCUACCAUGCGAAGGUUGAUCCUCGCAUGGGCGCCAAUGGAGCGUCUUGCUUUUACGCGUUGCCCGGGUGCAUGGAUUUUGACAACAAAAUCGUUGCCGAGAAGCAGUGUGGAAUUAACGAGACCACGCUCCAUAUCAGCGUGGACUCUUGGGUUGGCAGCUACGCUUCAGCAAUGGAUCAAUUCAACAAGGAAUUCCCCAGAAUUGCAUCGGUAGACUUGGGCUCCAUGGGUUAUGCAGGUGAGGAAUCCAUGUACGUGAGCCAGGCCAUUCUGAAUGAUGCUUACGGGGAUUCGGGUCUCGCCCUUGACUUCUACAAGAGCUACAACACUACGCAUCACAAUCCGAGGAAAUAUUUUGAUUCGAUUCAUGACGUGGACCUCUCGGAAUUGGAAAUGUGCAACGAGACGGACAUGAGCAACCCGAGUCGAAUUGGAGACUAUGCCAAGUACUCUGGGGACUAUGAUGGGGUAGUGAGCCAAGCAGACGGUACGUUUGUCGCCAAGUGCACAGACAACCGCUGGUGGUAUGCUCCUGCUUGCAGACAAAAUUCCUCCCAGUGCAUCCCUCUAUUCACGUCAGGCAAUGGUUGGAAAUUGCAAGCAUUGAUGCAGUGGUCCACUGCCUACGGAAUGCCAACAGCUAUUGCACUCUCCAAGGGGUAUUCCACAUGGAUGAAACAUGUGAAGAAUCAUCGUGCCUUGCACUACUGGUGGGUUCCAGAUUCAACCUUCAUCGACAUGCUGCCAGAGCCUUUGACGUUUGCGCGUCACAGUGCGACUGAGUGGUUAGAGGGAGACAAGAAGAGCGGAGCAAAAGGAAGCUACGUGUCCAAGUUGGUGAGUCACAACUUGCAAGCCAAGGCUGGCAGGGUACGUGAGUUUGUCUCCAACAUGAACUUUGAGCUUCCAGAAGUACAACGUCUUCUUUUGGAACUUGAUCAGUUGGGCUCCACCUACAACGUUUCAUGCAAGUGGAUGAAGGAGAAUCGAGACAGGUGGACAAAGUGGAAGCCAGUCGAGACCAGCUGCUAUGAAGGCUUUGGGUUGAUUGAUGCUUCGGGGUCUUUUGUCACCACCAGAGCAGAAGCUGUGGGAUGUGGGCUGUGCCAAGCAGGAUCUGCAUCUGAGGAGCUCAUUGAUGAUCAGGGAAGAACUUUCCAAUGCAAGCCCUGUGCUCCAGGAUACAGCCAGGCCAACACUUACUCCACCCAAUGUGAGCCAUGUCCAAAGGGCACAUCAGCAAGCUCAUUUGGCAGCACACAAUGCACACCCUGUAGUGAAGGCUUUUACCAACCAGAGACGGCACAGACCUCAUGCAUCUCAUGUGGUGCUUCCCGAACAACACUCUUAUUGGGUGCAUCAUCGUUGACCGACUGUGUGUGUGAUGCAGGAAACAUUGAAGAUCAAUCCACUUGUGUGGCUUGCCAUGAGGACAGCAUGCAUUGCCCGAAAGGUAGCACAGUCCCAAAGCUUGAGGCAGCUGACGGAACUACGGACUUGAAGAAUCCCUUUGUAAAGAAAGGCUACUUCAGCAAUCCACUGGUCCCUUUGGACACCUACAAGUGUUCGGGGGAGCUCUUUUGCCCCGGUGGUUCUCCGGGCACCUGCUUCGGAGACCGCGAAGGGCUCACAUGUGGAGAUUGCAAAGAGGGGUACUAUUGGACUUCCGAGAAAUGCGCGCCUUGCGGUGCUGUGCCUGCUGCCUGGGCGCUCUCGGUGGCAGUUUUGGUGAUCGGAGUUUGUGGUUCAUACUAUAUGCUGACCAGUAGCUAUACGGCGAAAGCCAGUGUGAUGAUGUGCACCACCGCGGCCUUGGGAAUGUUGGUGGCUUUAUUCCAGAAUCUGGGUGUCUUGAACACAGUUUCUGUUGAAUGGCCAGCCGGGUUGCGAGACCUCCUGGAUUUCGCUUCAGUCUUCACCUUUAACCUUGACGCUCUGGGCUUUAGCUGUGCUGCAGGAAGCAACGUGGCACGCUAUGUCAGCACCGCGUCAUUUUUCUGGAUAGUAGCUGUUGCGUUGCCCACCGUUGGGUUGCUCACGAACCUCAUUCCGAUAUUGAAACGUCGCGGCCUCGCCUGGGAGAAGUUCAAGACCAUCAGUACCCUUGGCCAGUUCUUACAGGUGGGCUUCACGACCAUGUGCAACGUCGGCCUGAUGCCUUUCAUGUGCUACCGACACCCGACCAAUCAAGAGAGCAUCUUGAAGUACCCCAAUGUCUUCUGUCGCACAGAGGAGCACACAAUCAUGCGCGUGUUUGGGGUGCUGGUGAUGUUCUUGGCCUUCAGCUUCUUCAUAGCUGCCUGCUACGCCGCCUAUCAAGCGCCACGCUGGUCUGGUAAACCCAGGCUAGCAGCGAUUCGCUUCUUGAUCUUCCGCUUCAGGCCCAACGUGUGGUAUUUUGGCUUGGUUUUGCUGGCGCGAGGACCUUUGCUGUCGAUGCCAGGGGUGAUUGCAACCAACAUGCCCAGCUUGCAACUCACCUUGAUGCACAUGAUUUUGCUUGGAUCUCUGUGCCUUCAGCUUUGGUUCCUUCCUUGGAAAUCUCCGAUCCUCAACUUGGUGGAUGGGCUCAGCGUCUCCCUUCUCGUCAUGCUGUUGGCAGGGUCGCUUGGAUAUGCCGACAACAGCGGGGAAGAGGCUGCACGUGUUCUGGCCCUGUUCGGAACCGUGAUCUCGUCCAUGAUGGUGGUGAUCUUGGGAGGAAUGGUGAUGCUUGGCCUUUGUGCCCUCUUCUAUCGCUCAGCCUUGGGAAGCUCCAAAGAACUGCGCAUCAUGAACCUUGGGAAGGUCCCAGAGGCACCAUCCUUUUCCCCUAUUCUCCCUGGAACUGAUGGCACCACCGUCAUUCUUAACAUGGCCAUGCCAUGCACUUCCAUGUUUCAGUGAUUCAGUGUAUUUACUCUGUUUUUUUCCGAGGGAGUGAAUCACUUUAGUUCCCCAAGCAAGUCCCAAGCUGCCUUCAAUGAUUCAGUGUCCUGGCCGGUCUGAAAGCAUUCCAAGUGUCCGGACCUGGUAGGAGAAAGAUGUCUUUCAGAGCCUUUUGGACGUGGCCACCUUCCUCAAGGAAGAUGGACAGGGCAAAGAAAAAACCUUUAUCUCUGACCUCGGCAAGCUCUCAGUCUACGACCUUGGCACCGUGAUGCGAGCCAUCAACAUCCUGGCUGAUGACUUGAACAUGGCCGUUGGGGAUGGCACGCGCAAGAGUUCCUCUAGCCGGCGUAUUGCCACUGGACAACGCACCACCAGGAGCCAAAACAGCUUCAGCUCCGAGAACGAGAAGGUCACAGAGGCGGCCAACGAGCCUACAGAGAGUCCUGACGCGGCAGCACCGGCGGAGAAAGAGAAAACUCAAUCCGCUUUUGUAUAGGCCGCUGAUCCUGGACAAGGUUCGGGACAGCAUGUAGUGGCUCCCAACGCUUGUGCCUCUUGUGCUUGGAGGAGGGUUCAACACAUAUAUGCAUUUCAGUGACUUGUUGGCAAAAGGCAUGCAAAGCCCAUCAUCAUCAUCGUCAUCAUCAUCAUCAUGAAAGCCCAU
Molecule: messenger RNA, 3805 nt
Organism: Durusdinium trenchii
Lineage: Eukaryota; Dinophyceae; Suessiales; Symbiodiniaceae
Source: the annotation of a GenBank genome assembly